GACACCAAUCACAAAUAAAAACUAACUAGGCAUAAAACCAAACUAAACAAACUUUUUUUUUUAUUGUGGCGGAACCAACUUCGGUUAUGUUUAAUCUUUAAAAACUACACAGCCUUAAGUGUCUCAAACAUUUCAAUCACCGCUUUAAUGUAAGUUACCAUAUUCCUUUAACAAUAAUACACCUGUUUUAACAUUAAUAUCACGUUUUACAUUUUUCAUUUCAGUUUCAAUGUCAUUCACUCCCGCCCAGAAAGAGCACGUGAUGGCAACAAACACGCGCGACGUCGCCAUGGGAACGUCCACAAACAAACCACCGCGUUUACGGCACCGCUGCUUCUUCCAUUACAUCUUAAUACUUUCACAUUUUAAAAGGCAGUUUCAACCAAUACACUCUGAAUUAUGGAGGAAGUAAUUGAUGUUCCAGGAGCGCCGCCUGAACCCGCUGUGGUCUCCCAAACCCUGGGAAAUGAACAGAGGGCUUCUCAAAAUCCCAUUGACAACACAGUGGCCACAGAAAGUGAGCCUCAGAAACAGAAUGUACAGGAGCAAGAAAAGAUCUCUGCACAGAGGAUCACUAACCUCCACAGACAUUUAACAGCAUUAGUGACCAACAUUCAAACUGCUGCUGAUGCCAGGGAGUCUAUGAGAAGAAAAGACCUGGAAGAAGCCAGGGAAAUGAGACUAAAGCUACUGGAAAAUGACAUGAAGUCCAGUCAAGAAAAAUUUGCGGAAAUCACUAAGGGAUGGUCGCUGGCCAAGGACUACGUACACGCCGAGGAGCUGCAGAUAGCUCUGGACGACCAGCAGAGGCUGCUCACGAUCCUUUUACAGGAGAAGAAGAGCCUCAUCAAUCACCUGCAGGAGGAACUGAAGGUUGGUGAUGAUCGCUUUGUGAAGGACUUGAGGAAACAGACAGAGGAGCGAGACCUGAUGCUGGAGAGGAUGGAGGACCAGAUCAGAACUCUGACCCUUGCCUACAGAGAGGAGCUGCUCCAGACUCAGGCCGUGAAUCGGCAGGAAACCGAUGACCUACUCACAAGAGACAUGAGUGAAUGGGACCAACACAUCAAGACACUUGGGGACACAGAGCUUGACAGACUGACAGAGAGGAGGAAGACCGUGGCUGAGCACGAAGCCAAAAUUCACAGUCUGAUAUUUCACACAUUGGACAAACAAACUGCCGCUAAGAUAGAACAAAACACAAAGCUACAAGUGAUGGAGCGAGAGCAUCAAAAGAUUCUGGCCUCCAACAUCAUCAUCAGGCUGAAGCAGAUUAAGGAACGGCACGAGUUGGACAUCCUCAUGAACAACAGGGUGGAAAGUCUGCCGACAGAGAAGAAGAAAAGCAUCACCACAACACACUCCACUCAGCCGAGUAAGAAAAGCCAGCAUUUGUCCAAAGAGUACAAGCAAAGUGUUCAGCACUAUGAACGCCUCCAGAAGACAAUCAAACAGAUUACACUGGCUGAUACCAGGACAUUUGAGGACAUGUGGUUAACAGUGGAUGCUGAGGUCAAACAGCUCGUUGAAAAGGCCUUAGAUAUCGACUCACUGAUCUGCAAACAGCACUACGGCAUCGCCUGGCAACGACCUCAGCUACCAGUCAGAGGCGUCCACUCUGACAAACACUUCCACAGAUCUGGCCACCUGCAGUUCUCUGGGUUGUCACAAACUAACCCCGCUUCACAUCGCAGCCGGGGGAUGAAAACAGAGACAGACACAGAGAGCACAGACGUAGAGGUGUGUAAGGACAGGUCAGUGGUGCAGAGCGAUGGACAGGCAGAGCUGGAGGAGGAGGAGAAUAUGUUUUCCAUGGAGAUGCUGACGAAGGUCAUGGAGCCGCUGUGGGAGGAAAUAGGCUUCCUGAUGGAGGAGGAUGUAAAGCUGCUCCAUUGUCUGGACAAGGACGCACAGACAGCCAUGAAGCUGGGCUCCCUGCUCUCCUCUCUUGGCAUUAAGGAGGAGGAUUUGCCCGAGUUGGUUCACUUCCUCUUAAAAUACAGACAACACCAGGAAGAGCAGACUGAGGAUGUCUGCAGUGAGACUGGAGAAUCACAUGACCAGGCAGCAUCACAGGGAACGAGCUCCACAUCUGAUCUCAUCCAACCUCAUAAAGUCCUGCCUGCUCUGAAGAGUUUCCUUCAGCAGUACAACAAGUCCAGUCAACAACAGUCCAGUGCUCGUCACACAGAAGCCUGGAGCAGCUCAGAGGACAAAGCCUACUGGGAAAGUUUGGGAAACAUUAUAUCUGAGGACAAAGUCAAACUGUGGGAGGAGACAGAGAAGAGACUCAAACAGUACAAUUCAGUGCUGACAGAGAUCUCUGAGCUCAUCACUGAGACUGACAGUCUGAAGCAGCAGAACGCAGAGCUGCGGAUGCUGCUGCAACAGUCUCUCAACCCACAAGUCGCAUAACAAAAUCCAUGUGAAGCAGCAGUACAUGUAUAUAUGUGUAUAUAUGUAUAUGUAUAUAUGUGUAUAUAUUUUAAAAAACCACCAGUUUACACUCACUGAAGUAGGUUUUUUUGUCUCUAGUCUGUGUACUAUAGCAACAACAGCAGACUUUUAUUAAAAAAAAUUUAAAAAACCCAUUCCUUAAGGUCUGUACCAAACUCCUAGUGUUCUCUGUUUUCGCACUGUUUUGCAGUUCUUUCCCCUGAUGCUGAAUUCAGGCUCAAAUCUGUUCAUCUCUUACCUACAGCCGUUGCUUCUUUCAGAUAUCGUUUAUUUGGAAUUUUAUCGAGAAAACUACAACAAAUAAACUAACAGGCAAAUAAACAGCACGCUUCAACAGCUACCUCAUAAAUACACAAAAUGAACA
Molecule: messenger RNA, 2821 nt
Organism: Cynoglossus semilaevis (tongue sole)
Lineage: Eukaryota; Metazoa; Chordata; Actinopteri; Pleuronectiformes; Cynoglossidae
Product: dynein regulatory complex protein 1
Exons: 16
Coding region: 400-2415 (671 amino acids)
Biological process (GO): axonemal dynein complex assembly; regulation of cilium movement; cilium-dependent cell motility
Cellular component (GO): axonemal dynein complex; axoneme
Source: RefSeq, a predicted model, not a curated record